This is a messenger RNA of Penaeus vannamei (Pacific white shrimp), 2065 nucleotides long. The record is from RefSeq and is a predicted model, not a curated record. Lineage: Eukaryota; Metazoa; Arthropoda; Malacostraca; Decapoda; Penaeidae.
GCGCGGCUGCCUUCUGGACCCCCCUCGUCAGUGCCGGCAAGACCCUGCGGCAACGAGGUCUUCCGCUCUCUCUCUCUCCUGGCACCUCUUGUGUUCCCCUCGUCGAGCCUCUGUGCCCUGUGCCCUGCCCUGUGCCCUGCCCUGCCUGCCCUGCCCGCCCGCCCGCCCGCAACCAUGCCAGGCCCAGAAGCCGAUUUGGACGAAGAGAAGAUGGGAAUGCUCCGCAAGGCCUUCGCGAUGUUCGACAGCGGGAAGACCGGCAAGAUCGAGAAGGAGAAGAUUCGCACGAUCCUCAACACCCUCGGGGCAAGCUACAUCAACGAGGAACUUGAGGCUCUGCUCACCGAGAACGACGUCGACGGAACUGGGAAGUUGAAUUUCGAUUCCUUCGUGAGAGUCGUAGGCCACUUCCUUGAGGAGCAGGAUGAAGAAGCGAUGCAGAAGGAGCUGAAGGAAGCAUUCCGUCUCUACGAUAAGGAAGGUAACGGCUUCAUCCCGACGGCGGCGCUGAAGGAGAUCCUCGGGGCGCUGGACGACAAGCUGACCUCUGCUGACCUGGAUAACAUCGUGGACGAGAUUGACGAGGACGGGUCAGGCACCGUCGACUUCGAUGAGUUCAUGGAGAUGAUGACCGGCGACUAAGCCAGAAGCUGCUGCCAUCUAGCGUCGAAUCGGCCAAGCUCUGCCCCGGCGCUGCUCGGCCCGCUGCUGCACGAUUCGCGCCUCUCAACUACGCGCCGUUAUCUAUGUAUACUUUUUUCACUUCGCCCAUUUCACAUUCUUUACAAGCCAAAUAUUGUAACUCACUGUUCGCAGUCUUUUUUUUCUCUUUUUCUGCAGUGUUUAUUUAUUUAUUUAUUCAAUUAUUUAUUUUUGGCAAGCUUUUUUACAAGGCUUGUUUAUCAGUUUCGUUAAACACGUUAUAAUAAUACCGUAUGUGAUCGGAUACAUUAUCUGAGUUACGCGACAAGAAGGUUAUCUGUUAAUCAUUUAUGAGACACAUAAACGUCGACCAACAGACAAGAAAUCCAUCAGAGAUUGCAAGAAUUCUGGACCAAGAAGGCCAUUAUACGGAGACCUAUCAGCUGCAUGUUAUUUUUACAGCAGAUCCGUGGAGAGAAUACUAGAAUAUAUAAAGGAUAAUAAAGAAGAGAAUUAUCCGGAGAUGAGAGUUUCCCGUGAACCUUCCUCCUCCCUCCCCCCUCUCCCCCCCCCCCCUUACCCCGCCUGCUGAUUCACCCUUGUCCCAUCACGACCUCUGCAUCAGGGGUACCAACCUCCCCGCUGCUCUCGAAGGUCAUGUCCCGAGCGAGAGGCAGCUGAUGCACCGGGCUUUGGUUGGUACGCCUGGCACUCCCACGAGAGAUUCCGUGGAGAUUAACAGACACAACAUCCUCAUGUUUACGACGACGACACCUCCAGACUCACAACGACGCUUGAUUUCCUCUGUCGACACCAAGACGCGCUGUCUUAAAAGGCGUGAUUGCUCUGUACAUGAACUCUGCCAACCUCUAGCACACCGAGAGAGAAGCUUGUGCAAAUUCAAUGUCCUUGUACAAAGAUAACCACGGUUUAAUCCAAGAUAGCUACACAACCACCCGAUUACACAGAGCUUAUAAAUAAACUGAUAUUCACUUCACAAGACGCACCGACUCGGCCAGAGAAUCAAAACAAAGGAAAACAAAAGAGGAACAAGAAGCGCCAACAGACCAAGAGUACCAACCCUUCCGCCAACACGACUCACAAGGGACCAUCAAUGACAACAAAUGUUCACUCUCUUCGUAUGUGUGAAUUAAUUCCUAUAUAUAUUUUUCUUUAACAAAGGGGAGACGGGGAUUCACUCGUAAGUACGUCCGAUUGUCUAUUUUUUACUUCGACUUCUCUUGGCGACGCAGGAAGCAUAAGUUCGUCUUAUACUUUGCACUAUAUUAACUGUGGUUCAUUAUUCUUUACGUUAGCGGAAGUGACGAUCCCAGGACACCUCCAGGGCAUGUCACGCGUCAUCUUGUGCAGGAGGUUUUGUCAUUUUUUUUUUUCGCCGUUGGAGAAAUAAACUGCCAUUUAC